Pochonia chlamydosporia 170 is the source of this 354-nucleotide messenger RNA. RefSeq lists its product as hypothetical. The transcript has a single exon. The coding region runs from base 1 to 354 and encodes 117 amino acids. Lineage: Eukaryota; Fungi; Ascomycota; Sordariomycetes; Hypocreales; Clavicipitaceae. The record is from RefSeq and is a predicted model, not a curated record.
AUGCUUGGAGGCCAAACCUUGCUCCUGUGGCGGCCGCCAUCCCUGUCGUCAAUCACCCCUUCCUGCCCAGGACUCAGAACUUUGAUGAGGGGGUUUCCGUUUUUCCAAUGUGGGAUGUACUUGAAAGCCGCAACCUUAAACUGCAUACGAUUUCAGCCUCCUACGCCAGACCUCCACAUGUCAAGUUUCGGCUCAAGCAGAGUGGAGCCUAACAAAACGAUAGCGCCAAAAGCGACGGAGCUGAAGGAAUUCCACAAUCCGCCCCUCCCAGUGACCGCUCCAGGCGAUACCCUGAAUAAAUUAGGACACGAUGGCAACUUAUGCCGCCACUGGACAAUCUUUACUAUUGAAUAA